GUACGACUAUUUGGAAUUGGUGCUAUAAAUUUUCCUUUAAUUAAUCCAUUUGGUUUAACACUUAAUACCUGUUCCUAUGUCUGAUCUGUUUAAAUGAAAGGGAAAACCAUUUGCUUGGAGUUGGAGGAGCCACUGAGCAAACCUCAAGACUGUGAUGAAGGCUGGUUUUAUUUUCCUUCUCUCAACUCCUGUUAUCGGUAUUUCAAUGUCACAAGGACAUGGCAAGAAGCUGAGGAGUUCUGCAAUCAACUCCCAUAUUAUGGAAAUCUGGCUACUGUGACCUCAGAUGAACACAACACUUUCAUUUCUAACGUGGUUCGUGCUGUGGAUGCAAGCAAGCCUUGGACAUGGAUUGGCCUGAACGACAUAUGGAAGGAAGGGACGUUCUCAUGGGUUGAUGGAACUUCCUACACUUAUAGAAAUUGGAUAGAAAGUCAGCCUGAUGAUUACCGUGGCAAUGAAGACUGUGUGCACAUUAAAUUUACAAGUAAGUGUAGCAGUAAGAAAAAUGUUAUUUUCUUUGAAACAGACAAAAAGUCCUGCAGGAGCUCAGAAGGCCAGACAGCCUCUAUAGAAAAGACUAAACUGUUGAUGUUUCAGGCUGAGAUACUUCAUCAGGACUGA
Messenger RNA from Hypanus sabinus (Atlantic stingray), 624 nucleotides. Its product is annotated as alpha-N-acetylgalactosamine-specific lectin-like. The record is from RefSeq and is a predicted model, not a curated record. Bases 94 to 624 code for a protein of 176 amino acids. The transcript has 3 exons. Lineage: Eukaryota; Metazoa; Chordata; Chondrichthyes; Myliobatiformes; Dasyatidae. Gene Ontology annotation, molecular function: signaling receptor activity.